AUGAAAUUUUGGUCAAAUAUUACUAGAAUUGCGAGUAAGAUAAAGGAAAAGUGUUUGAGUCUAAUCAAGCCUCCUGAUCCUUUAUAAGGCUUAAAAGAAUAAUUAUAAGAUAUUAAUUAAAUGGAGGAUUAAUAUUAAGAAAUAAAAAAUAAAUUAGAUGAACUUUCAUUGGAAAGUUAAGAAACAACAAAAUUGCAAAAUGAGGACAAUUAAAUACCAAAAGGGAGUGAGAAUUACAAGAUUGCAAUUAAAUAAGUCUAUUCGACUUUGACAAAAAAAUAAAGGGAAUUUUACAAUUUGUUAACGGAAGAGGAGUACUAUAUAGUUUUAGCAGCUCUGAAAACACCAUAAUACUCUAGGUUGAAACCAGGAGUUUGGUUAAACGAUGAAAUUAUUAAAUGA
Molecule: messenger RNA, 402 nt
Organism: Paramecium tetraurelia
Lineage: Eukaryota; Ciliophora; Oligohymenophorea; Peniculida; Parameciidae
Exons: 3
Source: RefSeq, a predicted model, not a curated record